CUUAUUAAGUUUACUUACUUUAUUCCUUAUAAAGAAUUUAGUACCGUAAAAAACUUAGUAUACGUAUUUAUUAAGAUUAUAUUUUUAAACUACGGUUUACUAAAAGAAAUUAUUUUUAAUAAAAAUAAACUAUUUAUUUUAAAGUUUUAG
Molecule: messenger RNA, 150 nt
Organism: Colletotrichum abscissum
Lineage: Eukaryota; Fungi; Ascomycota; Sordariomycetes; Glomerellales; Glomerellaceae
Exons: 1
Source: RefSeq, a predicted model, not a curated record